This is a messenger RNA of Alosa alosa (allis shad), 1572 nucleotides long. Its product is annotated as dual specificity protein phosphatase 18. The coding region runs from base 1 to 699 and encodes 232 amino acids. The record is from RefSeq and is a predicted model, not a curated record. Gene Ontology annotation, molecular function: MAP kinase tyrosine/serine/threonine phosphatase activity. Gene Ontology annotation, cellular component: cytoplasm. Lineage: Eukaryota; Metazoa; Chordata; Actinopteri; Clupeiformes; Clupeidae. The transcript has 3 exons. Gene Ontology annotation, biological process: protein dephosphorylation.
AUGGACUCUGCAUCCUCUGGGCUUAAGAAGAGAGGGACCAUCCAGCUUAUUCUUAGUGCACAGUUUAGAAUCCUAGAACAGAAGUCCCUUCAAACAGGAGAGGGAAAGACCAAACCAAGGGACCAGAUCACCCCCACGCUCUUCCUGAGUGGGGCUGAUGCCGCGCUAAACCAGGCACUGGUUGCCCGCAAAGGCAUUACCCUCAUCAUCAACGUCACACUGUCCCACACCUGCCCCGUGUACCCGGGCGUGGAGUGUGUACGCGUGCCCGUGUCCGACCUGCCCCACGCCCGCCUCGGGGACCACUUUGAGCGUGUGGCAGCACGCAUCCAGGGCAACUGUGGUGGGGGCACGUUGGUACACUGCGCGGUGGGUCUGAGCCGCUCACCGGCACUGGUCAUGGCUUACCUGAUGAAGCAUAAGGGGCUGACGCUGCGACAGGCCCACGGCCGCGUGAGGGAGAGCCGGCCGGGCAUCCGCCUCAAUGCCAGCUUCUGGGACCAGCUGCUGGACUACGAGAAGCGCCUCUAUGGCAAGAACACGGUGAGGGUGGCCGCCCCUCUGGAGCCCAUCAUGACCGCCAUGCCCAACAAGCACCCCUGGAGCCUGUCGUGCCCACCCAGCCUCAAGCUGCGGCCCUUCAGAUAUGGACUCGAGACAGAGAUCAGAGCCUCCACUAAACACUGCUCCAAGUGGUGAAAGAGAGACAGAGAGAGAUAGAGUAGGCCUACAUCACUCUCUGUGCAGCAGUCCACCAGACCUCGGGAUCUUGGGGUCAGAUUCAGGACUCAGACGUGUGAGCUGCUACUGAUUUUGCAUAGCAGUGGCCAUGUUUCAUGUUUCAAACCCUCAGUCCUUCAGCAGAAGACUAGUCAACCAUUUUUGUAGUAUUGAGUACAUGACAGAGUGCACUAGCAACACACCACAGUUAGAUGUCACCCACAUGAUCGGCACAACAGUGUAUUGCAGAGACAGUGAACAUAUGCUGUCAUUGGUUUUAGGGCUGUUUUCACCUCUUUUUAUUCAACCAGAAUUAAGUCAUAAAUUCACUGGCAACAAGGGAAAAGGACAUGAGUGACUUUUGUUUUCGUCUCAGAGUAGGACCAGCUUGCAAAUACUCAGGAGGACCUCUCGAGUAUGGACCAUUCAUCACAAUCUACCGGGAUACAGGAGAGCUGGUCCUCGUUUCCCUAAAUGAUGUACUGAAAGGGGUUCAUUUAGAGGAUUCUUGCUUUAUUGACUUUAUAGCAAUUGCCGAAAACCUACCUCAACCCCUGCCCCCCAAAAUGCCACUGUUUGUGUGCAGUUAAAAGGGGUUAAUAUUGACGUAGAAAAUUUAACUUUUACCAUCCAGCAGCCUGUUUUACAUGCUGGAUUGCAGGACAUCAUAUGAUCAUUUCCAUGUGUUCAGACGAUGAUUGUCAAUUUCAAUCUGAUGGUCCAAAUAUAAAGAAUGUUGUCCAAUACCAAUGAGAAAGUUUCCCCCAACAGGAUUGCUCAGGAACGGCCAUGCAACAUUGCUCAGAUGUGAUUUUCAUGUAAUCAUAUUCUGCCAUUAAAAUUCUGAUCAAA